Molecule: messenger RNA, 845 nt
Organism: Paramecium sonneborni
Lineage: Eukaryota; Ciliophora; Oligohymenophorea; Peniculida; Parameciidae
Source: the annotation of a GenBank genome assembly
AUGGGAAAGAUUAAAUUUCCAUUAAUUUUGGCAUUAAAAAGAGACAUCUUUGAAGUCACUAAAAAAUUUCUUAUUCUUUACAUUCUUGUAUACUAUUAGUAUGAGUAAGGAAUUUAAACAUGGAUUCUAAAUUUGAUCAAUGCUUUCUAUUUGAUAUAGAUAAUAUAUUUUAAAAAGUUAGACUUAGAUAGUGUCUUAUUUAUUUUUAUUGAAUUAUACAGAAUUUAUAAUCUAGUGAAGUAAAAACUAUUGAUAUAUCUAAAUAAGAGAAUUAAAAUAUUAAAAGAAAAAAAUACUAAAAUUUAAGUCAAAAUUAAGAGCUUUCUCAUAAAUAAGAGAAAUAAAAUAUUUUCAAUGAAAGUACCUUUGGAAGAAUUAAAGUUAGGAUUUUCAGUAGAGAGGGAGGAAUAUAUGUAGGAAGAUCUGAGGGAGCAAAAGAUUUAGAGAUGCUUAAAAGAUUAAAAAUUAGAGCAGUAUUAACAGCAAGUUAAGAGACAGCAGCUUAAUAUAUAGUUGUUUAAUUUUGUAUAUAUAAGCACAUGAAAAAGAAGAUUAUAGUAUAUUGUAAUUUGCAGAUUAAACAUUUGAUUUUAUUGAUAGACAUAGAAAACAGACAAAUAUUGGUUCAUUGUUUUUUAGGAAUCAGUAGAUCACCGACAAUAGUUGUAGCUUAUUUGAUGAAGAGAUAUAAUCUAAAUAUGGAAAAGUCAUAAUGGAAAAUUGAAAUCUAAAAGAAGAUAGGUGAAUCCAAAUUCCAGGAUUUUAAAAAUAACUACGAAAUUAUGAGAAAUUAUUAUAAUAAUAAUAAUAAUAAUAAGGAAAAUCAAAAAGAAUUUUUAAAAUGA